AUGAUAUCCCUCGUACCUCAGCCUUCAAGACCGGCACCGGAUCCCUUAGCUUCUAUCAAAACCAUCCGCUGCUCCUCUCCCCAAGCGGCCCGUCCCCGUGCCAUCACAUCCUCCUCCUGCAUCCCUUCAUCAAUGCAGAGGAAUCUCACCACUGAGGUCACGAUAAGACCUCUCCCGUCUCAGAUCAUGGCUCCAGCCAUGAUUGACUGCCUGUCGGUCAGGACAGAUGCCAACGUCAAGGCUACUGCAACUGACAUAAUCACGCCGCCGUCGUCUCCCAGGAGGUUGAGCAAUGCCGCAGAGGCAGAGGCAAAGCAGGCCGCGCCACCACCCUCCGGCGCCGGCAUGCACCUUAGGCUGCCGGAUAUGUUUGCCUCUUUAAUGAGCAUCCGUCCGCCGAUAAACCCCAACUACAAAAAGGUCAAGGCUGAGGCUGAGGAAUGGACUGCCAGAAUCCUCAACCUUACUCCCCGCCAAGCCCUCCGCAACUCCAAAGCAGACUUCACCUUUCUGGUGUCGUGGUGGGCACCCAACGCGGACGCCGACGCCGUCCGCACCAUGGUCGACUGGCAGCACUGGGCCUUCCCGUGGGACGACCAGUUCGACGAGGGCCACCUCAAGCUGGACCUGCCGGGCGCCGCCGCCGAGGUGGUCAACAUGACGUCGCUGCUCGACGACACGCACCCGCCGCUGGUCCUCGGCCAGCCCGGCACCGACCCGAUCCAGUACGCCUUCCAGCAGAACUGGUACCGGAUACGGAGCCGCGCCGGCCCGGCCCUGAGGCACAGGUACAAGAUGUACCUGAAGCACUACAUGCUCGGCGUGUUGGGCCAGGUCGGGUCCAGGUCCAGGGAUCCCAGGUCCUUGUCGGUGGAUGAGUACCUGGCUUUCAGGCGGGGUACCAUCGGUGUCAUGCCCUGCCUGUGUCUGGUCGAGUACGCAGAGGGCAUCGAGCUGCCGCAGUACGUUGUUGAUCACCCGUCUGUCAAGGCGUGUCAGCAGGUGGCUGUGGAUCUGGUGCUGCUGGAUAACGAUAUCCUGUCGUACAGGAAGGAUUUGAUCGAAGGCGAGGAGCUCAACCUCAUCAACAUCCUCCGCUUCUCCAAGGGCCUGACCCUCCAGGAGGCCGUGGACGAGAUGGGCCACAUGAUCACUGAGCGCUACAGGAUCUGGUACCGCGCACUGGCAGACAUGCCCAGCUGGGGUUACAAGCUCGACGCCGAGGUGCUGCGUUACCUCGACGGAUGCAGGCGUGUCGCGCUGGGCAGCCUGAUUUGGAGGUAUGGCGAUUUUCCCUCCUUUAUCCUUGACCCCAAAAUCCAGAAUGAUCAAGUACUGACGGUUGCCGUGAUCAUCAACAGCUUCCACACCGGUCGCUACUUCAAGGACGCCGAGGGCGAGCUCGUCCGCGAGGAGCAAAAGCUCUGGAUCCCCGAGGAGCUGCUCGCUGGCAUCGACGGCAGGCCAGCGAGGAUUCCGUCGGAGCCGCUACCUGAGCCGGUCUCGACGUAG
Molecule: messenger RNA, 1512 nt
Organism: Pyricularia grisea
Lineage: Eukaryota; Fungi; Ascomycota; Sordariomycetes; Magnaporthales; Pyriculariaceae
Exons: 3
Coding region: 1-1512 (503 amino acids)
Source: RefSeq, a predicted model, not a curated record